GUCAACAAAGGCACGUGAUUCCCGAGCGCUCUCCCAUAUUUGGCCGCAUACCUGGCAAAGUACAGUAGGGCUUCAUUGCUUAUAAUUCAUGAUUGCGUCCAUAAAUCGUGCAAGCACACAGGAUUAUAGCGACAAAGAUCUACAAAUCGAGGCUUUAAAAAUCCAAGCAAAUGAGCUCUUACUUUGUAAACUCGUUCUCAGGGCGCUAUCCAAAUGGCUCCGACUAUCAGUUACUAAAUUAUGGGACUAACGGCGCUGUGAGCGGCUCCUUCAGAGACCCUGGCACCAUGCACUCCGGGUCUUUCGGCUACAACUACAAUGGCAUGGACCUAACCGUGAACCGCAACAACACCGGCGGCCACUUCGGCGCCGUGCGGGAGGACGCCCGGGGAUUCGCGCCGGACGCCCGCUACAGACAGACGCCCAACUGCUCGCUCUCGUCCCCGGAUCCGGUGCCGCCUUCGUGCGCCACGGCCGGCCGGGAUCCGCUGGAGCUCAAGAGCCCCUCUCCCCCCUCUGACCGGAGCGCGACCUCUUCAUCGGGUGGCAACAGCCUCGGCAAAGCCGGGGGCGCGCACUUCGCGGAGAUAGAGGACGCAGCGGCAGCAGCAGCAGCAGCCGCCGCCGCCGCCGCCGCCGUCGCUGCCGAGACCGAGGAAGGCGCGCACAGCAGCGGCGGCGGUGGCGGCGGAGUCUCCGGCGCGGCAUCCAGGGCGCAGCAGCAACAGCAGCAGCAGCAGCAGCACCAGGAACCCAACGCCACCUCCUCCACUCCCACACCAAAUGAGUGCCAAACGCCACAAAUAUUCCCCUGGAUGCGGAAACUGCACAUAAGCCAUGAUAUGACUGGACCUGACGGGAAAAGGGCCCGAACCGCGUACACCCGCUACCAGACGCUAGAGCUGGAGAAAGAGUUUCACUUCAAUAGGUACCUAACCAGACGGCGGAGGAUAGAGAUAGCCCACGCCCUGUGUCUUUCCGAGAGACAGAUCAAAAUCUGGUUUCAGAACCGCAGGAUGAAGUGGAAGAAGGACAAUAAGCUGAAAAGUAUGAGCCUUGUGACGGGAGGCAGCGCCUUCCACAACUGAGCAACUUUUUUCUUUUUGCUUUGUUUUUGGGAGGCAAGGGUACAACAACAACAACAACAACAACAACAAAAAAGGAACAAACAAAAAACAAAAGAAAAGUGUUAAUAAUAUCCCCCCCAAAAAGAGAGAGAAAAAUGAUGAGUACUGUAAAGCUUUUGAAAGCGCAGCACCUUCCAGCAUGCCAUUGUGAUAGAAAAAAAAAAAAAAAAAGAAGAAGUAUUCUGUGGUCUUAAAAUGCCAUUUUUAGUUUACUGUUGUUGUACUAUCAUAGCUUAGAUGUCCUAUUUGGGGUUGGGGAGGUAAAAAAAAAAAAAAGAAUAAUAAGAUGUAAAUAUCAUUCUGGGAAUUUGUCUCUCUUUCUGUCUCUUCUGUCUCUUAGAGUUGAGCUCUUUAUUGUAACUUCUUGACGGUCUAACAGGAGUAAAGAAAAUCAUUGUACAGUUAAAGAAGAAGAAGAAGAAAAAAAAAAUCCCAAACCAUAUGCUGCUCUUCAUUGAAUGUAAAGCGCUUUUAGUGAUGGUUAUUUGUGGCCAAAAUCCAUAGAAAAGUUUCAUAAGCAAGCCAAUGUGUAGCUCUAUAGGAUACGUUGUGCGUUUUUUUUUUAAAAAAAAAAAAGAUUAUUACUAUUAUUAUUAUUAUUAUUAUUCUAAUUAUUCUAAUUAUUAUUGUUUAGAAUAACAAGCAAUGCAAGUGUAUUCAACCUGUCAAUGUGAUGAAUUUUUAGUGCAAAGGGUUAUUCUGUGGAUAUAGGCAGUGAUGUGAGCUUUUUGGAGCUUUUUGUAUUUGUACGUGAACUCAUAGCGCUUGAAAAAUAAACUUUCCCUCGGUUGAUUUCGUGUGCAGUGAAAUAUCGGUUAGAAUAAAAGCAAAUAAGCAAAAACUGCC
Molecule: messenger RNA, 1973 nt
Organism: Xiphophorus maculatus (southern platyfish)
Lineage: Eukaryota; Metazoa; Chordata; Actinopteri; Cyprinodontiformes; Poeciliidae
Gene: hoxb5b
Product: homeobox B5
Exons: 2
Coding region: 171-1088 (305 amino acids)
Biological process (GO): anterior/posterior pattern specification; regulation of transcription by RNA polymerase II
Cellular component (GO): nucleus
Molecular function (GO): DNA-binding transcription factor activity, RNA polymerase II-specific; RNA polymerase II cis-regulatory region sequence-specific DNA binding
Source: RefSeq, a predicted model, not a curated record